AUGAGGCUCUUUAUCGCACUUCCUGUCCUGAUUGUGGUCCUGGCCACAGCUUUGGAAGGCCCAGCCCCCGCCCAGGUGACCCCUGACUUGUCCAGCACGUUUGAGAACUUACCAGAUAAGCUGAAGGAGUUUGGGAACACUUUGGAAGACAAGGCCCAGGCAGCCAUUGAACACAUCAAACAGAAGGAAUUUCUGACCAAGACCCGGACCUGGAUUUCAUAG
Messenger RNA from Chionomys nivalis (European snow vole), 222 nucleotides. RefSeq names its product apolipoprotein C-I-like. Lineage: Eukaryota; Metazoa; Chordata; Mammalia; Rodentia; Cricetidae. Gene Ontology annotation, cellular component: extracellular region; very-low-density lipoprotein particle; high-density lipoprotein particle. Gene Ontology annotation, molecular function: fatty acid binding; phospholipase inhibitor activity. Bases 1 to 222 code for a protein of 73 amino acids. The transcript has a single exon. Gene Ontology annotation, biological process: negative regulation of lipoprotein lipase activity; negative regulation of cholesterol transport; negative regulation of lipid catabolic process. The record is from RefSeq and is a predicted model, not a curated record.